This is a messenger RNA of Bacidia gigantensis, 1422 nucleotides long. RefSeq lists its product as uncharacterized. Lineage: Eukaryota; Fungi; Ascomycota; Lecanoromycetes; Lecanorales; Ramalinaceae. Gene Ontology annotation, biological process: protein K11-linked ubiquitination; metaphase/anaphase transition of mitotic cell cycle; anaphase-promoting complex-dependent catabolic process. The coding region runs from base 1 to 1422 and encodes 473 amino acids. Gene Ontology annotation, cellular component: anaphase-promoting complex. Gene Ontology annotation, molecular function: molecular adaptor activity. The record is from RefSeq and is a predicted model, not a curated record. The transcript has a single exon.
AUGGAUUCUGUACACAUCUCGGAUACCGCGACUGCGGGCGCAAUCAUGGCCAUUGCACUUGUAUAUAUGGGAACAAACGACAAAGCAGUUGCGCGAAAGAUUGACAUACCCCCAACAACUCAUCAAUUCGAUUACAUCCGGCCAGAUCAUUUUCUGUUACGGUCGGUCACCAAACAAAUCAUCCUGUGGGCCGACAUACAAGCCACUCAUGCCUGGGUAGCAAAACAGAUGCCGUUGCCAUAUCGACAGAAACGAAUCACGAAGAUCGGAAGUCUGAACACUGAGGAUCUUCCCUUCUUCAAUGUUCUCGCGGGUCUAUGCCUCAGUGUCGGACUUCGCUUCGCGGGCAGUGGAAAUAUAGAGGCAAGGGAUCUUCUCUGUUAUUAUCUGGAUCAGUUUCUACGCGUUUGUCGCUUGCCAGCGCACAACUACGAUGCUAAGCUAACUCAGAUCACCGUUCGCAAUUGCCAAGACGUUUUAGCUCUCUCAUCAUCGUGUGUCAUGGCCGGUAGAGGGGAUCUCGUGGUCUUCCGGCGGCUUCGCUCUCUGCAUGGCCGGACCGACUCGGAAAUCCCUUAUGGAAGUCAUCUCGCAGCUCAUUUCGCGGUUGGCAUUCUCUUCUUGGGUGGCGGUACGCAUACGCUAGGCACAUCGAACCUUGCUGUUGCAUCCCUCUUGUGUGCCUUCUAUCCGCUCUUCCCGGCUUCAGUGCUAGAUAACAAGUCUCACCUCCAAGCGUUCCGACAUCUGUGGGUCUUGGCCGCUGAACGCCGUUGCCUCAUUCCUCGAGAUAUUGACAGUCAUCGCCCUCUCUCCCUACCCAUCAUCAUCACGCACACAGACGGUACAAACACGCAUCAGAUAGCGCCAUACCUCCUCCCAGACCUCCACACAAUCUCAUCAAUCAGUACGAACGACCCAGAGUACUGGCCGAUAACGCUCAAUCUGGCCACAAAUCCGGCCCAUCUCUCCGCCUUCCGAGAACACCAAAGCAUCUAUCUACGCCGUCGGGGCGCCUACGAUACCUCUCAAACGUCCGCCUUCUCUGCCACGAUGAAGGCGCUCAACGACACGCAAAUAGCGCACCAGCUCCACAACCAACCUUUUGAGUGGCUUUUCACAAUCCCCGCCUUCAGCGGGUUUGAUCGCGCGGAGCGAGCGCUCGUCUUACCUGCUGAUACUGCGGGUCUGGCUAGUAGUGUGUACAGGGGAAUCCGAGGGACUUCAUUGGAUGAUCGACUGUUAGUGGAGACAGGGUGUUUGGGUGAUGGAAGGAGUGAGAGGUUGUGGAAUUUGAGGCUGCUGCUGAAAUGGGCUGAGGAUUGUGAAAGGCGAGGCGAAGAGCUGAGGUGGUUUAGCAAAGAUUUUAUUGAAGAGUUGAGGGCGAGGUUGGCUUUGUGGAGGUCUGGAACGGGCAUGUGA